ACUGGAGCUGGAGCAUACAAAGAAUGGAGCUCGUGCUGUUUUUAUACCUAUCGGAAGUUCAGUGCAAAGCUAUAUAGCGGUUGGCUGUGCAAUAAUAGAUUCACAUCGCUCAAAAUAAGAAUAUCUAUCUAAAAAUUAUGACACGUGUGCCGUUCAGUUCUCUUAAUGGCAUACAUUAUAAGAUCUGUCAAAUACAUCUUAAAGUGCACUUUGCUAAUCAAGACUGACAUAAAGGUUCAAAAUACUAGGACCUAAUUGCAAACAGGCUCUUGCCAAGCCUGCUCUUAAGGACCUAUAAGAGAGACCUUACAGCCUAACCCCAAAGAUGACAAAUCAGAGCUCCGCAAAGGCGUUGGACGGUGGCUGGGGCUGGGUCAUCGUGGUGGCAUCUUUCCUGUGCCAAUUUCUGGCCUAUGGUUCCCCAAUGUCUGUUGGCGUGCUGUACCCAGAAUGGCUGGACACUUUCGGACAAGGCAAAGGCAUGACUGCUUGGGUCGGUUCUCUGGUAUCUGGGAUCGGGUUAAUUGCAAGUCCUAUUUGCAGUGCCUGCGUGACAAACUUUGGAGCCAGACCGGUCACAGUUUUCAGUGGGGUUGUGGUGUCUGGGGGCCUGAUGCUAAGUGCAUUUGCUCCCAAUGUCCAAUUUCUGAUUUUCUCCUAUGGAAUAGUUGUUGGUAUGGGAUGUGGUUUGGUAUAUGCUGCUACAGUGACCAUCACUUGCCAGUAUUUUGACAAGCACCGAGGUCUUGCACUUGGAAUAAUAACAACAGGUACAAGUGUUGGAGGCUUUGUUUGUGCAACUUUUCAGCAAGUGCUUGUGGAACUGUAUGGACUUGAGGGAUGCUUGCUAAUAAUGGGAGCGCUGGCACUCAAUAUUAUGGCAUGCGGGGGUCCAAUGAGGCCUAUGAAUUUUCCACAGUACUUCCUGAAGCAGAAAGCAGCACUAGAACGCACGACAGAGCUAAAAAAAGAUACACACCAUGAGAAGCCUCCUAUCAAAGAAGAAUCCAUCAACAAAAAUACUUUGAGUGUGGAAAAAGGGUUAACAGUGAGUGACACUAAAGACCCGUUAUCUUCUGAAAAUAGCUUCCUGGGACGUUCUUCCUUUGUAAAAAUAAUCAAGAACAAUAAGUACACUUACUCAAAGUACAUAGACAUGACCGCUGAACUGCUGCAGGACAGAGUGUUUGUGGCCCUUUGCAUGGCUAUUUUUCUGUUUGAUAUUGGCGCGUUUCCACCUGUGCUGUUCAUGGAAGAUGUUGCCAGGAGUUCAGGCCACAGUGACGGCACCUGCAUUGUACCCCUGGUUUCUAUCGUGGCUUUCAUGACAGGAGUCGGCAAGCUGGUGCUAGGCAUACUGACAGAUUGUAAGUUUGUGAACAGUUUGUACCUGUACACUUUCACAAUAGUUGGAAGUGGAAUUGCACUGCUUAUAACUCCGAUUGCAAACAACUACGCUGCACUUGCAGUACUUUCUGGGGUGUUAGGGUUUUUUUCUGGCAACUGGUCAAUUUUUCCUUAUGUGACCACCAAAAUCGUGGGGAUGGACAGACUAACACAUGCCUAUGGAAUUCUUAUGUUCUUCGGUGGAUUUGGAAUUGUACUAGGGCCCCCAGUUGUAGGCUGGAUCUAUGACUGGACAGAAUCGUACGACCUGGCAUUCUUCUUCAGUGGAGCCUGCGUGCUGCUAGCUGGAUUUAGCUUGCUGCUGGCAGCACUGCCUUGCUGGGACAAACUCAAGGAGGACCAUUCCAGACCUGAUAUCAAAUACACUAGCAACUGUGAUAAAGUUGCAUCUGUAGCUUAGAUAACAUUUUAUAUACAUUUCGGGAAAUAUUAUUAUUUUUUUUUUUUUAUGCCAAGAACAGUGAAGCCAAUUUAGUACUGUUUUCAGAUGCAUUUUUAAUUUUUUUUUAAUAUAGAAAAACACUAGAUUUUACACUCUGCAUGUAUAAUUUAAAAGAGAAAGAAGCAUGGUCCUAUCGGAUUUGAGAUUUCAAAUUCCAUAAGAGGGAAGAUUAUCUGUUUGUCUCGUUCUAAGAGACAUUUCUAUAGUCAUGUAUCUGUUGAGAGGACAACACGUGGUAGGUUCUGUUUACUGCAAUGACUGUUUGCUGUAAUAUGUAUAUGUACUGUAUAUGUCAGUCUGGCCCAGGGGGAGAAGUGUAUAUUAAACUGAAGCUGUAUACAUUUUUUUUUUUAAACAAGAAUAUUGGCUAAGUAAUCCUUUACUGUCAACUAAAUGUUUUAAGUGAUUUUUGCAGAAUAAAAAACACCAAAUAGCCUUUAAUUGUUGAUAUUUUUAUUGACUGCCAUUGCUGCAAUUAUGCGACUGUUGAAGAAUAACAAGAGUACGUCUUCUUGUACUGUGGCAUAUUCAGAAAUCCUGCCUUGUUGCUGUGUGUGGAUUAUGAAAGACUGGUUUUUGUUUGUUUGAUAAAAAGCUUAUGUUCCAAAAAAAAAACAUUUAUUGCUUUGGUAGCUGUGUAGCAAUCAUAUUGUAUUCUAGAUGUGUUUAAACCUGUACUUUUAAUGUCUUAUUAUUUAGCAUGUUGUAUUGUUAUGUUUUUGUUUCUUUUUUUCAAAACAACCGUGCCAAAUAAAAGAAAGAAUCCUAAA
Messenger RNA from Polyodon spathula (Mississippi paddlefish), 2619 nucleotides. RefSeq names its product solute carrier family 16 member 9b (gene slc16a9b). The transcript has 7 exons. Gene Ontology annotation, molecular function: monocarboxylic acid transmembrane transporter activity. Bases 326 to 1807 code for a protein of 493 amino acids. Gene Ontology annotation, biological process: monocarboxylic acid transport; transmembrane transport. NCBI's taxonomy places the organism in Eukaryota, Metazoa, Chordata, Actinopteri, Acipenseriformes, Polyodontidae. The record is from RefSeq and is a predicted model, not a curated record.